AUGAAAUUAGGAUAUAAUGAAAUAAUGAUAACAUCAAUGUAUUUUAAUGAUAUUAAUGACUUUAUUAAUUUAGAAAUGGGUGUUAAAAGAUUUAGAGGAAAUAUUGAACGAUUUCAUUUUAAUCCAAUUCCAUUAAAUAAAUAUUCAAGAAAAUUAUUUACUAACAUUGAAACAUUUCAUAUUUAUAAUAAAUAUGAUGAAAUAUUUAAUGAUGGAAAAAUAUUUAAAAAAGUAAUAUGGUAUAAAGUAAGUUAUUCAACAUAUUUACAAGAGAAAGAACAAGGAAAUGAAUGUAAAAAUAUAGAAUAUACAGAAGAAGAUAGAAAAUCAUAUGGAAAUACAAUACCACCAGAAGUUAAAUCACUUGGAUAUCAGUGUUUUAGUGGUUGUGAUUCAUUAGCAUCAAUUAAUAUACCAACAACAAUUAAUGAAAUAGGAGAUUGUUGUUUUAUUGGAUGUUCAUCAUUAAAAUCAAUUAAUAUUCCAUCUUCAAUUAAUGAAUUAGGAAAUGAUUGUUUUUAUUAUUGUAUAUCAUUAAAAUCAAUUAAUAUAGAUAAUAUACAAUUUAUUAGUCAAGAAAGAAUAUUUAUGAAUGAACCAGUGUUAAUUAAUUGUGAAAUACCAGAAAAUCUAGAAAUAAUCAAUGGAAAGAAUAUUUGCAAGAAAGAUAUUAAUGAAUUUAUUAUUCCAUCUUCAAUUACCAAAUUAGGAUAUAAAUGUUUUUAUGGAUGUGAAUCAUUAAAAUCUAUUAAUAUUCCAUCAUCAAUUAUAAAAAUAGGAGAUUGUUGUUUUAGAUAUUGUUCAUCAUUAAAAUCAAUUAAUAUACCAUCAUCAAUUAGUAAAAUAGGAAAUUAUUGUUUUAAUUAUUGUACAUCACUAAAAUCAAUUAAUAUACCAUCAUCAAUUACAUCAUUUGGAUAUGGAUGUUUUUAUGAAUGUGGAUGUGAAGAAGAAUUAAAGAAAAAUAAAAGAAUACCAAGAAAAUGUUUUGAAUUAUGA
Messenger RNA from Entamoeba dispar SAW760, 999 nucleotides. RefSeq lists its product as uncharacterized. Bases 1 to 999 code for a protein of 332 amino acids. The record is from RefSeq and is a predicted model, not a curated record. The transcript has a single exon. Lineage: Eukaryota; Evosea; Mastigamoebida; Endamoebidae.